GAUUUUUUUCUUUUUUCUUUUUCCCUCUGUUUCUCUUCAGUCUCUCCUCCACUUUUGCUUCCAAUAAUGUCUUAACACCAAACCCUAUAAAACGCUUAUGUAUCAACAAAUAUGUCAUUUAUUUUCCCACCUCAUACCCUCGUGAACUUCAGAAAUCCCCAAUUACUCCUCUUUGUUUUCAUGUAAAUAUCUCUCAACCUACACAACAAUAUCUUCAAAUCUCAGUGCAUUCUCAGCUCUUAAUGGAGAUUUUUCAUAUACUCCCCUGAUUAUUAGUGUUCAGUUACAGAAUUUUUUUUCCCUUUUUGGUUUGUUUAUUUAAAUUUGGCACGAUUCUCGAGUUAUUGAGAAAAGGAAGAUCUUUAAAUUUGUCGAAAUAAAGUUGGAUUUAUUUAUGCUUUAGGUGUUUUGGAGAUACUGAAUCUUUAUUAAAGCACUUUCUUUGCUCUAGAAUACUGGGCCAAACAUUCCUAACUUUUACUUCCGAAACUGAAGGGUGAAAAUUGGAUCAAUAUAUGAGGUGUCAUAAUUUAUACACCAACAAAUUUGUGUCGGUCAAUAAUAUGACCUUAGCUGCAGUUGGGAAGUAUAUAUGCUGAGCAAGGAAAUGCUGUCAGCUUGCAUUCAGCUGGAAUGAAGAACUCACAGAGUACACAAGAAAUACAAUCCUCAACCCAAGUUUCACAUGAAUCCCAAAAUGAUCAACAAAACAACCAAACAACAGAAGCUCCUUUGGCAGACUCUGGUUCAAUAUCUGCAUCAAGCAAUGAUGGAAGAAAAGUUUCACGCCAAGAUAUUGAACUUGUCCAGAACUUAAUAGAAAGGUGUCUACAGUUGUAUAUGAAUAGAGAUGAAGUUGUUAAAACCCUCUUGACUCGCGCGAGGAUAGAUCCUGGAUUUACAACUUUGGUGUGGCAGAAGUUGGAAGAAGAAAAUGCUGAUUUCUUCAGGGCUUAUUACAUUAGACUGAAGCUGAAGAAGCAAAUUAUUUUAUUCAAUCAUUUGCUUGAGCAUCAGUAUAAUCUAAUGAAGUAUCCAGUACCUCCAAAGCUUCCAUUGGCUCCCAUACAAAAUGGGAUUCAUCCCAUGCCUGUUAACAACUUACCUAUGGGGUAUCCAGUGCUUCAGCAACCUCCAAUGCCAGCUUCUGGUCAACCUCAUCUUGACUCCAUGGGUUGUGGAAUCUCAAGUUGUCAUGUGGUCAAUGGAGUACCAGCACCAGGCAAUUUUCAUCCUAUGCGAAUGAAUUCUGGGAAUGACAUGGUUAUGGACAACAGUGCAGCAGAAGUAGCUCCCGUUAUUCCUCCAAGCAGUGGCAUGUCAUCCAUGUCAGAGAUGGCUGUGAGUCCUACAUCAGUGGCAUCUAGUGGCCAUUUCCCCUUCACUGCAUCAGACAUGUCAGGAAUGGGUGUAGACACUUGUGCACUUGAUACAACAUUCACAUCUGAUGUGGCUAGUACAGUGGGGUUGCAGCUUGUACCGGAUGGUGGAGCUGGAAAUUCUAGAGACUCCCUUAGAUCACUGGAUCAGAUUCAGUGGAAUUUUAGCCUCUCAGAUCUAACAGCGGAUUUGUCAAACUUGGGGGAUUUAGGAGCUCUGGGAAACUAUCCUGGUUCCCCUUUUCUGCCCUCUGAUUCAGAACUUUUGCUUGAUUCCCCAGAUCAAGACGACAUAGUGGAGGACUUCUUUGUUGAUUCAGUCCCGGGACUGCCAUGCUCUCAGUCGGAUGAAGAGAAAUCCUAGAAUAAGGUGAAGCUAUUUUCUAUUGGAAAUUGGUAGGAUAGGAGAAAGUUAGAGCAAUAAAAUAGUCAUUCAUCAAUCAUCAUCAACAUAGUGGACAGGCUGCUUUUGUUAUCAUUAACAAAUGUGAUCUCUUAAGCGUUGUAGUAAUCUAGACUAAUUGAUAUUAGACUGCAAUAGGGAAAAGUAGCCAUGUUAUUGUUGUAAUUUUCUUACUUUUUUUACCAGAUUGUGGAUAUCAAACUGUAAUAAAUGGGAAAGGUGAGGACCAUUUUCCUUGAUCAUGUAUUAUGCGUCGUUACCAUUUAAAAUCCCCUUGAUUAUUUGACCUCA
This is a messenger RNA of Pistacia vera, 2073 nucleotides long. RefSeq lists its product as uncharacterized. Lineage: Eukaryota; Viridiplantae; Streptophyta; Magnoliopsida; Sapindales; Anacardiaceae. The record is from RefSeq and is a predicted model, not a curated record. Bases 634 to 1743 code for a protein of 369 amino acids. The transcript has 10 exons.